Rhodamnia argentea is the source of this 1921-nucleotide messenger RNA. RefSeq names its product serine/threonine-protein kinase STY13-like. The record is from RefSeq and is a predicted model, not a curated record. Gene Ontology annotation, cellular component: cytoplasm. Gene Ontology annotation, biological process: signal transduction; protein phosphorylation. The transcript is spliced from 3 exons. The coding region runs from base 378 to 1628 and encodes 416 amino acids. Lineage: Eukaryota; Viridiplantae; Streptophyta; Magnoliopsida; Myrtales; Myrtaceae. Gene Ontology annotation, molecular function: protein kinase activity; ATP binding.
GAAGACCCCGAACCCGAAGGAAGACCACUGUUCCCUGCCAUUGCAGCUCCUCCUCCUCUUCUUCUCGUCCUCUUCAUCAUCAUCAUCAUCAUCAUCAUCAUCUUCUUCUUCUUCUUCUCUUGAUCACCUCUCUCUCUCUCUCUCUCUCUCUCUAGAUUCGCUCCUGUGGUUCUGGAUUAGAUUUGAUUCGAUUAGAUUCGAUCCGACUGAGUGAGGGGAAGUCGUAGCUGUCGACUUGUGCUUCCCUCGAAUUCCCCAAGUCAAAGUGCUCUCCGUCGAGUCGAGGGUCUAAUUACAAAUGUGGACUGCCAUCUGCAGUUUCAUGUAGCUUAUGAACUGAACAGAGGCUGAGCACCGGUACUUUUGGGGACUCAGGAAUGUUGGACGGCGGUCAGAAGUUUCCUGGAAUUAUCGGUCUCAAGAACCAUGAUCACACUUAUUAUGAUUUGUCCCAAGGAUUCUAUCAUAAACUCAGCGAGGGUUCUAACAUGUCGAUAGAGAGCUUUGGAAGCCUGCAAACAAGCAAUGGUGGAGGGUCUGUUGCGAUGUCCAUAGAUAACAGCAGUGUUGACUCUAGUGAUUCCCAUGCUCGCAUUCUGGAUCACCAAGGCCUGCGACGGCGGGCCAAUGAUAACUAUUCUGUUCAACAGAGUGAGAAUCACAGAGGAGGAGUCACACAUGCUUUGAGUGAUGAUGCAUUGGCCCAAGCUCUUAUGGAUAACAGUUCCCCGACCUUGGGACUUGAAAAUUUUGAGGAGUGGACUAUCGAUCUGAGGAAACUCUAUAUGGGUGCACCUUUUGCCCAAGGUGCUUUUGGAAAGCUAUAUAGAGGUACUUACAAUGGCGAGGAAGUUGCCAUCAAGAUCUUGGAGAGGCCAGAGAAUGAUCCAGAAAGGGCGCAGCUGAUGGAGCAACAGUUUCAGCAAGAAGUCAUGAUGUUGGCCACAUUGAAACAUCCUAACAUUGUCCGAUUCAUUGGUGCAUGCCGUAAGCCAAUGGUCUGGUGCAUUGUUACAGAAUACGCAAAAGGAGGUUCUGUGCGGCAGUUUUUGAUGAAACGGCACAAUCGGGCCGUUCCAUUGAAAUUGGCUGUCAGGCAGGCCUUGGAUGUUGCUAGGGGAAUGGCGUAUGUUCACGGGCUUAGUUUGAUCCACAGAGACUUAAAGUCUGAUAAUCUACUAAUUUUCUCUGAUAAAUCAAUCAAAAUUGCUGAUUUCGGGGUUGCUCGAAUUGAGGUCCAGACCGAAGGAAUGACACCCGAGACGGGAACUUACCGUUGGAUGGCCCCGGAGAUGAUCCAGCACAGGCCCUACACUCAGAAAGUGGAUGUAUAUAGUUUUGGAAUCGUCCUGUGGGAACUAAUCACAGGAAUGCUCCCCUUCCAAAACAUGACCGCCGUGCAGGCGGCAUUUGCAGUUGUCAACAAAGGUGUCCGCCCAAUCAUCCCCGGAGAUUGUCUACCCAUUCUCAGCGACAUUAUGACUAGAUGCUGGGAUGCCAACCCAGAUGUCAGGCCUCCUUUCGCUGAAGUAGUGAGAAUGCUUGAGAAUGCAGAGACUGAAAUCAUGACGACUGUUCGCAAGGCUCGCUUCAGGUGUUGCAUUACCCAGCCAAUGACUAUGGAGUGAUUCGAGUUAUGGGGAAAUAAGGCCAUGGCGACAUACAUGAUACAAGGGCUUGAAGAAGAAGAAGAAGAAGAGGAAGAGGAAGAGGAAGAGGGGUUGUGACGGGAGUUCAAACCCAGGUCUAAGUAGAAUUAAUUGUAGUGGAAGAAGGUAUUAAAUGUGUGUAUACUUGCGUUCUUGGCUUAUACGUCACUUAACUGCUUUGAUUAUGCUAUGUACACUUGAUUCAGUACUCUCUCUCUUUCUUAUUUUAUUUUUCAUUGUUACCCAAAUAUGCCAGUUUCUCGGUUUUACGA